CGGUUGUUGUUGUUCCAGUUGUCUAGUCUAGCCUCCAUCCCCCACCAUCCCCACCGCCCCCCCGCCUCGUUAGCGCGCCUUGCUUGUCCUCUCCUGUCCCGCGACCCGGCUCCCUGUUCUAUUCUGUUGGCUCUGUCACCUUUAUCCGUGGUGUUUAACUACUCUCCGGCGAAAGGUUUCGAGCUUGAUAUCUUUUUUGAUUCUUACCUUUUUUUACUGCUGCCUAUUGUGGGAAUCUCUGCCGUGAAUCUUAUCGCUAGAAUCUUCUACCCAAUCGGACCAACCCAACGAACUAGCCAACAAUCACGACAACAACAACCGACCGUCCCCGAAGAAGCCAGGAAACUCGAAGGCAUAGGAAACGACCGUGGAACCGAACGAAAGAGUUUUUUUUCUUCUCUCCUUCCUUGAAUCAGAAUAAAGAGUAGCCUCACAACUCACUCAUGACCCAUCGUUUAUCCUCCCAUUCACUUGUGAGGAUCAUCAUGGCCGCUACCGGAGUGACUACUCAAUUUGCCUAUCGUACACAAAAAACUAUCGGCUUGAUUGAUGGCCACCCUCAAUACUCGCAUCAACCCGGAUUCAACAAGCCUGAAACGAACAAUAGAUGCUGCACCUAUAGCCCCGAUGGAAGAUAUUUUUCUUGGGCUUGUAAUGAAGACGUGAAGAUUGCCAACCCAAAUACUGGAGAAAUUGUCACUACUCUGCCAGCACAAAAUGUGCAUGAAAUUGGAUUCUCUCCUCGUGGUAGCUACAUCAUCACAUGGGAACGACCCACCAAGCAGGAGGACGGCAGCGCUUCGAAGAAUUUGAGAGUUUGGAAAACUGAGACGGCUGAACACGUUGUAGCAUUCGUGCAGAAAUCUCAGUCUGGGUGGAACCUCCAGUACACGUAUGACGAAAAGUAUUGUGCGCGGGUAGUUACGAAUACUGUGCAGUUCUUUGAGUCUACGAAUAUGAAUGAGGUCUGGAAGAUUCUUCGUGUGGAGGGGGUCACCGAGGUUGCGCUUAGUCCGGGGAAGAACUAUUCGGUGGCAGCGUUCGUCCCGGAGCGGAAGGGUAAUCCGGCAGUUGUCAAGAUUUUCCAAGUCCCUAAUUUCGAUGACGUUCUGUCGCAGAAGAGCUUUUACAAGGCUGACAGGGUGCAACUCAAGUGGAAUGCCUUGGGCACUAGUGUCUUGGUAUUUUCUCAAACCGACGCCGACAAGACUGGGAAAAGUUAUUAUGGGGAGACCAAUCUUUACCUGAUUACUGUGGCUGGAAAUUAUGACUGCCGUGUUUCACUUGAUAAGGAAGGUCCCAUUCACGAUGUCGCGUGGUCAACUGAUUCAAAGGAGUUUGGUGUUGUGUAUGGAUUUAUGCCGGCAAAAACCACAAUCUUCGAUGCGCGGGCCAAUAUCAUCCACCAAUUACCGGCCGGUCCGAGAAACACAAUUCUUUUUUCUCCUCAUGCCAGAUUGGUGCUGGUUGCAGGAUUCGGGAAUUUGCAAGGCUCGAUGGAUAUCUAUGACAGGCAAGCGGGGAUGAAGAAAAUUUGCACUAUUGAAGCAUCUAACGCGAGUGUCUGUGAAUGGAGCCCGGACGGCCGCCAUAUCCUCACCGCCACGACAAGUCCGAGAUUGAGGGUGGACAAUGGAGUCAAGAUUUGGCAUUAUACCGGGGGAUUGAUGUACAACAUUGAUUUGGAUGAAUUGUACCAUGUGACUUGGCUUCCCCAGAGUGCCUCCAUGCAUCCUUUGCCGAGUCCGCUUCCCCCGGCGCCCACGCCUCACGAAUCAGCUUUAACUCACGUUGCAACGACGACUCCUAAAAAACCAGCCGGCGCUUAUAGGCCGCCCCAUGCCCGUAACACGGCAACCCCUCUUCAUUUUAAACGUGAGGAUGAAGGUGGAGCGGCCCAUAUUUACGCCAAUGGUUCUGGGGCUGGAAGUGGCAGUGGGUCUAACGGAUUGUUUAGUGGUAAGGGUCGAAGGAGAGAAGUUCCUGGAGCAGCACCGGCAGAGAAGCUAGUUCCAGGAGCUGCUCCUGGUGGCGGUGUCUCUCUGGCCGGAACUGGUGCUGGUGCCGAUGAAGAAAACCUGAGCCGAGCGGCGGUGAAGAACAAGAAGAAACGUGAAGCCGCCAAGAAGGCUAAGGCUGAGCAGCAACAAGCCGCCAAUGCUGCUGGAAAUGGAAUUCCGCAGGGACCUCAACCCGAUAGAGAAGGCCGCGAGGGUAAUGGGAGAAAUCCCCAUCAACACCACACCAGGAGCAAGUCCAGGAACAAUCAACAAAACGAAGGCCAUCGCAGAUCUAAGAGCAAGACUGGUGGAGAGAAUCAGAAUCACCAUGGCCGGCACCAUUCCGAGCAUCAGCAACUUCAUAUCAGGACUGGUGCUGAUAGUCUUGCUCCCCCGAUUGACCCGUCGACACCCCAGAAACGCCAGACGGACCUCGAGGCCGAACCUCAGACACCUGAUGGAACACCAAGUACCCAGGAUAAGAAGCUUAGAGGGUUGCAUAAGAAGCUUCGUGCCAUCGAGGAUCUCAAGCAGAGGCUUGCAAACGGUGAAAAGUUGGAAGAUACACAGCUCAGGAAGAUCAGAACCGAGGAACAGGUUAGGAAGGAGUUGAAUGGCCUCGCUUAACAUUUCUUUUUGCUUUGGGUAGGCAAUUUCUGGUUUUUUAGGGGGGCAUCAUACGUUUGUGUAUAACUAUCCAAUUGUAUGAGAAAAUAGCCUGCUGUUGUUUUGUCUUUUUUUGCAUAACACGGGACUGGCGGGGUUUGCAUUAAAUACAGUGGACAUGGAUCGGGCUGUGUGGUGGUUGCCUGUGGCUGGUUUGAGAUUGUUCGAUAAAGCUGAUGUUAAAAACAAAAAUUGCGCUAGGAGAUACUGUG
Molecule: messenger RNA, 2878 nt
Organism: Tuber melanosporum (Perigord truffle)
Lineage: Eukaryota; Fungi; Ascomycota; Pezizomycetes; Pezizales; Tuberaceae
Exons: 7
Coding region: 486-2627 (713 amino acids)
Biological process (GO): translational initiation
Cellular component (GO): cytosolic small ribosomal subunit
Molecular function (GO): ribosome binding; protein binding; translation initiation factor activity
Source: RefSeq, a predicted model, not a curated record